UAUUUACAUACAUACCCCACAAUCCAUUUUCAGGCUCUCCUCCAUUCAUCUCAUCUGUACCACGAAGCGAAGCACGCAUUCGCCAACCAUGGCGUCAAGUUCUCCCAACUUGAAGUCGAUCUUCCCGCCAUGAUGGCUCAGAAGGACAAAGCCGUAUCCGGCCUCACUCGCGGAAUCGAAGGCCUCUUCAAGAAGAACAAAGUCGCCUACAUCAAAGGCCAUGGAAAGCUCGCCUCCCCCUCCGAAGUCUCCGUCGACACCCUCGACGGCAGCACCACCACCAUCAAAGGGAAGAACAUCAUUAUCGCCACCGGCUCCGACGUCAAAUCCCUCCCCGGAGUCAUCAUCGACGAGAAGAAGAUCGUCUCAUCAACCGGAGCCCUAUCCCUCCAAACCAUCCCGAAGAAGCUUGUUGUGAUUGGAGCCGGCUACAUCGGCCUCGAGAUGGGAUCCGUUUGGGGGCGUCUCGGAUCCGAAGUCACCGUCGUCGAAUUCGCGCCAGACAUUGUGCCGACCAUGGAUAGCGAGAUUCGAAAGCAGUUCCAACGAAUGCUCGAGAAGCAGAAGAUGAAGUUCCUUCUCAAAACAAAGGUUUUAGGGGUUGAUACAUCUGGAGAUGGUGUCAAGCUCGAACUCGAAGCAGCUGAUGGCGGCGAGAAACACACGAUCGAAGCCGAUGUAGUUCUCGUCUCUGCUGGCAGAAUCCCUUUUACCGAAGGGCUUGGCCUGGAAAGAAUCGGCAUACAGACCGACAAAUCUGGCAGGAUCAUCGUCGAUCACAAGUUCACGACGAGUGUUCCGGGAAUCUACGCGAUCGGCGACGCGAUUCCGGGACCUAUGCUCGCGCAUAAGGCCGAAGAAGACGGUGUCGCCUGUGUGGAAUUCAUCGCCGGAAAAGAAGGUCACGUAGAUUACGAUCUGGUGCCUGGAGUUGUCUACACUCAUCCAGAGGUGGCUUAUGUCGGGAAGACGGAGGAGCAGGUUAAGGCCGCCGGAGCAGAUUACCGUGUCGGCAAGUUCCCUUUCAUGGCGAACAGCAGGGCGAAGGCCAUCGACGAUGCGGAGGGUAUCGUCAAGAUCAUCGCCGAGAAGGAGACUGAUAAGAUCCUGGGAGUGCACAUAAUGGCGCCGAACGCCGGCGAGCUCAUCCAUGAGGCGGUGCUGGCGUUGCAGUACGGAGCUUCGAGCGAGGAUAUCGCUCGCACGUGCCACGCACAUCCGACGAUGAGCGAGGCGGUGAAGGAGGCGGCCAUGGCGACUUACGACAAGGCCAUUCAUAUCUGAUGGGUGAGUUCUCAUCAGCGAGUUCUGUUUGUUUAUUUUUAUUGAAAUAAUUGUGGGGUUAUAAAUGUAAUAUGAGAC
Molecule: messenger RNA, 1362 nt
Organism: Phalaenopsis equestris
Lineage: Eukaryota; Viridiplantae; Streptophyta; Magnoliopsida; Asparagales; Orchidaceae
Product: dihydrolipoyl dehydrogenase 1, mitochondrial-like
Exons: 1
Cellular component (GO): oxoglutarate dehydrogenase complex; mitochondrion
Molecular function (GO): dihydrolipoyl dehydrogenase (NADH) activity; flavin adenine dinucleotide binding
Source: RefSeq, a predicted model, not a curated record